Messenger RNA from Cannabis sativa, 985 nucleotides. RefSeq lists its product as uncharacterized. The coding region runs from base 187 to 849 and encodes 220 amino acids. The record is from RefSeq and is a predicted model, not a curated record. Lineage: Eukaryota; Viridiplantae; Streptophyta; Magnoliopsida; Rosales; Cannabaceae. The transcript has 3 exons.
CCUUUAUCCGUGACCAAAUUUUAUCAUCUUCGUCUUCUUCCUCUUUCUUCUUCUUCUCAUUUUCUCCAGUAAAACUCUGGUCCGAUUAUGAUUUUCUGAGAAUCGCUAUUGUUCUUGGAAGAGGAAGACAAACUUAGUUUGUUGUGUGAUUAAACAAAUCAAAUCAAAUCAAGAGAAAGAAAAAAAAUGGGUUCAAAAUAUUCAAACCUUAUCAUCUUCAUCGUCAUCUGUGGAAUUGGAAUUGGUAAUUGUUCAUCAGAAACAGAAUCAGAGAUCCUCCCAACCCCAACUCCAUGGCCGCAUCAAUUCCACUCGAUCCUAAUGAUGAACUACACAGGAACACUCCAAAUCAUAGACCUAUGGUACGAUUGGAGCAACGGAAGAAACUACAACAUAAUCCAACACCAGCUAGGGAACGUUCUUUACGAUCUGGAGUGGAACAACGGCACCUCCUUCUUCUUCUACGACGACCAGCAGGAGAAGUGCAGGUCAACUCAGCUGGAGGUGGGAAUUCUCCGCCCUAAUUGGCUUGAUGGAGCUAAUUACUUAGGGCAAAGACAUGUGGAUGGGUUCUUGUGCAAUGUGUGGGAGAAAGUUGAGUUCAUAUGGUACUAUGAAGACGUUGUGAGUAAGAGACCUGUGCAUUGGGAAUUCUACACUGGGAGAAAUGCUCAUGUUAUGACAUUUGAAGUUGGUGCUGUUCUUGAAGAUUCUAAAUGGCAAGCUCCUCCUGAUUGUUUCCAAUCUGAAUCUCAUCAUCAGAAUCCAUUGACAUUGCCACAGUUUUCCAUAUCUUCUCAUAUGAUUCAUCAUCAUCGUCAUGACUCUUCUUCUUCUUCUUCUUCUUAGUCUUGUGUGAAAUUCAUGUAAUUGAUAAUACAAACUUUUCUUCAUCUCAUUCUUCUCAUGUGUAAAAUCAUGUUGUUGUAUUGCGGUGCUUAAUAAUGGUAAUGUAUCAUUGAGAAGGGGAUUUUCUUUGCAAAAC